UCCUGUCUCCCAGCUCCUCCGGGAGGAGGAGGAGGGACGGUACAAGAGAGGGGGGUCCUACCCCUGCGCACUCGGCCCGGGGUUCCGAGCUGCUGCCGCCGUCUCCAGGCUCUCACCUCGCCCCCGCCAGAGGUCCCGGCCAUGGGACCCCGUUCCAGCUCCGGCUUCUACGUGAGCCGCUCAGUAGCCCUCCUGCUGGCGGGGCUGGCAGCCGCGCUUUUUCUGGCGUUGGCUGUGCUCUCUGCCCUGUACGGCCACUGCACGCGCAGCGCGCCGUCGGAGCUUCGCGACUGCGGGGUCCCGGACGCUGGGCCAUCUCGGCCGGAGGAGCCGGGGGAGUUGCCGCCCACCCGGAAGCCCGGCCCCACUCGUGAGCCGGCGGUGGCGGUCACGCCGGACAAGUGGCGACCCUCGGGGCCCUGGGACCAGCUGCGCCUGCCUUCCUGGCUCGUGCCGCUGCACUACGAGCUGGAACUGUGGCCCCGGCUGCGGCCUGACGAGCUCUCACCACCUGCGCUACACUUCACCGGCCGCGUGAACAUCACUCUGCGCUGCGCGGUGGCUACCGCGCUGCUGCUGCUGCAUAGCCUCUUCCUGGACUGUGACAGAGCUGAGUUGCGGGGUCCUUUGUCCCCGGGCACUGGAGACGCCACCGUGGGCCACGUGCCGGUGGACAACCUGUGGUUCGCGUUGGACAUGCAGUACAUGGUGCUGGAGCUCCGCGAGGCCCUGCAGCCCGGGAGCCUGUAUGAGCUGCAGCUCAGCUUUUCCGGCCCGGUGUACCCGAACACUAGGGAGGGACUCUUCCUCAAUGUCUACACGGACCAGGGUGAGCGCAGGGCCCUGUUAGCAUCUCAGAUGGAACCAACAUUUGCCAGGAAUGUUUUCCCUUGCUUUGAUGAACCAGCUCUGAAGGCAACUUUUAAUAUUACAAUUAUUCAUCAUCCACGUUAUGUGGCUCUUUCCAACAUGCCAAAGCUACGUCAGUCAGAAAAAGAAGAUGUGAAUGGAAACAAAUGGACUGUUACCACCUUUUACACCACACCCCACAUGCCAACUUAUUUAGCCGCAUUUGUUAUAUGUGACUAUGACCAUGUCAACAGAACUGAAAGGGGCAAGGAGAUACGCAUCUGGGCCCGGAAAGAUGCCAUUGCUAGUGGAAAUGCAGACUUUGCUUUGAACAUCACAGGUCCCAUCUUCUCUUUUCUGGAAGAUUUAUUUAAUAUUAGUUAUCCUCUUCCAAAAACAGAUAUAAUUGCCUUGCCUACUUUUGACAACCGUGCAAUGGAAAAUUGGGGACUAUUGAUAUUUGAUGAGUCAUUAUUGUUGCUGCAACCAGAUGACCAACUAACAGAAAAAAAGACAAUGAUCUCUCACAUUGUCUCCCAUGAGAUCGGACAUCAGUGGUUUGGAAACUUGGUUACCAUGAGUUGGUGGAACAAUAUCUGGCUCAAUGAAGGUUUUGCAUCUUAUUUUGAGCUUGGAAUAAUUAACUACUUCAAUCCUAAACUCCCAGGAAAUGAGGUAUUUUUUUCUAACAUUUUACAUGAUGUUCUCAGAGAAGACCAUGCCCUGGUGUCUAGAGCUGUAUCACUGAAGGUGGAAAAUUUCACAGAAACUAAUGAAAUAAAUGAGCUCUUUGACUCAUUUACUUACAAUAAGGGAGCAUCGAUGGCCCGCAUGCUUUCUAGUUUCCUGAACGAGAGUGUAUUUAUUAGCGCACUUAAGUCGUAUUUGGAGAAAUUUUCUUACUCAAAUGCUGAGCAAGAUGAUCUAUGGAGACAUUUUCAAAUGGCGAUAGAUGACCAGAGAAAAAUUGUUUUGCCAGCAACAGUAAAAAGCAUAAUGGACAGUUGGACACACCAGAGUGGUUUUCCAGUUAUCACCUUAAACGUAUCUACUGGCAUCAUGAAACAGGAGCCAUUUUAUCUUGGAAAAGUUAAAAAUCAGACUCUUCUAACCCACAAUAACACAUGGAUUGUACCUAUUCUUUGGAUGAAAAAUGGAACUACACAGUCUUUAGUCUGGCUAGAUAAAAGCACCAAAUUAUUCCCUGAAAUGCAAGUUUCAGAUUCUGAUCAUGACUGGGUGAUUUUAAAUGUGAAUAUGACUGGAUAUUACAGAGUUAACUAUGACAAAUUAGGUUGGAAGAAAUUAAAUCAACAGCUUGAAAAAGAUCCUAAGGCUAUUCCUGUUAUUCACAGACUACAGUUGAUUGAUGAUGCCUUUUCCUUGUCUAAAAACAAUUAUAUUGAGAUUGAAACAGCACUUGAUUUAACCAAGUACCUUGCUGAAGAAGAUGAAAUCAUAGUAUGGCAUGCAGUCUUGAUGAACCUGCUACCCAGGAAUUUUGUUUCUGAUGUGAGCAACUAUGAUAUAUACCCAUUAUUAAAGAAGUAUCUAUUAAAGAGAUUUAUCUCAGUAUGGAAUAUUUAUUCAACUAUAAUUCGCGAAAAUGUGGCAGCAUUGCAAGAUGACUAUUUAGCUCUAAUAUCACUGGAAAACCUUUUUGGAGCUAUAUGUUUCUUGGGCCUUGAAGACUGUCUUCAGCUGUCAAGAGAACUCUUCAAAAACUGGAUGAUCCACCCAGAGAAUGAAAUACCUUAUCCCAUAAAAACUGUGAUUUUAUGUUAUGGCAUCGCCUUGGGAAGUGAUAAAGAAUGGGACUUUUUGUUAAAUAUCUACACCAAUAACACAAAGGAAGAAGAAAGGCUUCAACUUAUUUAUGCAAUGAGCUGCAGUAAAGAUCCAUGGAUACUUAACAGAUUUAUGGAAUACGCCAUCUCUACAUCUCUAUUCAAUUUUAAUUACACAAAUAUAAUUGAAGUUGUGGCAGCAUCUGAAGUGGGCCGUUAUGUUGCAAAAGACUUUUUAGUCAGCAAUUGGCAAGCUGUGAGUGAAAGGUAUGGAACACAGUCAUUGGUUACUCUAAUGUAUAUAAUAGGGAGAACCAUAAAUACAGACUUACAGAUGAUGGAGCUGCAGCAGUUUUUCAAUCCCAUGUUGGAGGAGCACCAGAAGCUCGCAGUUCAUGCCAAAUUACAGACAAUAAAGAAUGAAAAUCUGAAAAACAAAAACCAAAGUGCCAGGAUAGCUGCAUGGCUACGGAAAAACACAUAAUUCAGUGGCCACUUUUGGCAUUCCUCUUGCAUAUUAUAAAGUAGUUUGCUGACAUUUUUGUCUUCUAAUACUUUGUGAGACUAGGAAACCACAUGUUUUGUUAUUUGUAUUUCAGUCACACAUACUACUCAGAGUCCUGUUCCUCCCAUGUUGUCAUGUUAGCUCUGUGGCUCAGUGAUGGCUGAGGAUUUUGCCAAACUGCUGUACUUCUGGGGAAGAUUUCACUGCAAGUUGGGCUAUUAAACAGAGAAUCACUUUAAAUAACUUGUAAAAAAUUUACCUUAGAAAGUCUUGUCUUGCUUAUUCUGUUGUGAAGGCCAGUGGAAUAGUAAAUAAUUGGCUAAAUGAGCACAUUCUUUUCUGAGGGAAAUACAGAUCUGCAAUACUCUAGAGUUUAGUUUGUUCAACUUUUAAAUGAAAAGUGAGGAAAUAACACAACUGUGUAAAGAAACAAACCAGAAGAAUAAUAUUCCCACAGAAAAGCUAACGAGCAAGUUUUAAAAAGAAGGAACCAGACGAUUUUAUCAGCCAUGUGAAGUGCCCUAAAGGCAAGAAGUGUGUCUUUUGCAUAUUUCUCUCCCCAGAGUGCCUAAGGCUUUACUGGCUGCUGAAUUGUAUGAUGUCACUAGAAGACCCAGUAGGGCAGGAUCUGCGAAGUGCCUUUAGGCUUGCCGUUGCGGAGGCCAAACU
Messenger RNA from Pteronotus mesoamericanus, 3810 nucleotides. RefSeq names its product laeverin (gene LVRN). Gene Ontology annotation, molecular function: metalloaminopeptidase activity; peptide binding; zinc ion binding. The record is from RefSeq and is a predicted model, not a curated record. Lineage: Eukaryota; Metazoa; Chordata; Mammalia; Chiroptera; Mormoopidae. Bases 142 to 3120 code for a protein of 992 amino acids. The transcript has 20 exons. Gene Ontology annotation, biological process: peptide catabolic process; proteolysis. Gene Ontology annotation, cellular component: cytoplasm.